Molecule: messenger RNA, 1051 nt
Organism: Larimichthys crocea (large yellow croaker)
Lineage: Eukaryota; Metazoa; Chordata; Actinopteri; Sciaenidae
Gene: pno1
Product: partner of NOB1 homolog
Exons: 7
Coding region: 118-858 (246 amino acids)
Cellular component (GO): nucleus
Molecular function (GO): RNA binding
Source: RefSeq, a predicted model, not a curated record
CGGUGAUGUGACCGUUUGGGUCCUUUUCGUUCCACGAGGACUGUCUCGUGCCUGAGCGGCCGUUGGCGUCGUCUUCAAACUCGGACGUUUAAAUUUGAAUUUAACGGUUUUUCCGUGAUGGACGCCGACAGUAACACCGACGGUACAACACCGGAGAGCAAAGCGGACACGGAGACUUUCACCAAAGUCAAGUCUAAGAAGACUCAGAAGAGGAAACGUGAACAAGAUGCAGUGGACAUGGACACGGAGGGGGAGCCCGUGGCGAGUAAACGGCCGCAGUUUCCACCGAUUUCAGGCGACAAACUGAAGGGACCGGACGAGAUGCGCAAAGUCGCCGUCCCAGCUCACAGAUACACACCGCUAAAGGACAACUGGCUGAAGAUUUUCACCCCGAUCGUAGAGAACCUACAGCUUCAAGUUCGAUUCAACCUCAAGACUAGGAACGUGGAAAUCAAAACGUGUAAAGACACACAGGACAUCAGCUCGCUCACGAGGGCGACAGAUUUUGUCCGAGCGUUUGUUCUGGGAUUCCAGGUGGAAGAUGCCCUCGCUCUCAUCAGACUAGACGAGCUUUUCCUAGAAAGCUUUGAUGUGACUGACGUGAAACCGCUGAAGGGAGACCACUUAUCCAGAGCCAUCGGAAGAGUAGCAGGGAAGGGAGGAAAAACCAAGUUCACCAUUGAAAACGUUACAAAGACUCGCAUUGUGCUCGCAGACACAAAAGUUCACAUAUUAGGCUCUUUCCAGAAUAUCAAGAUGGCACGGACAGCGAUAUGUAACUUAAUCCUGGGAAGUCCACCUUCAAAGGUCUAUGGCAACAUCAGGGUGGUGGCUAGCCGGACUGCAGAGAGAUUCUGAGGACUCGGUGGCUGCUGUGCACAUCAACACUUUCCCUCCUGCCAUUGGCUGGUGGACGAGUUAAGACUGUUGACAACAGGUUCUUCUGUUGUGGCCUCGUGGAAACACAUUUUUGAGUCAGUUGACCCAAAACACGAGGCAGAAUCAUGAUACAUGAGAGAUUGUGUAAAUAAACAAAUGACUACAAUGCCCA